Molecule: messenger RNA, 2043 nt
Organism: Diorhabda carinulata
Lineage: Eukaryota; Metazoa; Arthropoda; Insecta; Coleoptera; Chrysomelidae
Gene: Tango9
Product: solute carrier family 35 member F6
Exons: 7
Coding region: 166-1308 (380 amino acids)
Biological process (GO): transmembrane transport
Cellular component (GO): intracellular membrane-bounded organelle; membrane
Molecular function (GO): transmembrane transporter activity
Source: RefSeq, a predicted model, not a curated record
ACACUUGUUCAAAUUGACAAAAAUGACAUAACACAAACACUUUUAAGUGGGUUUGCUAUUGUGUUUAGUAACUUCUAAUUUUAUAUAUAUUUAUGUUACUCUAGUGUCACUUAUCAGUAUUUAAUUUUAUUGUGUUUAUGAGGUAGAGUGAUUGAAGUCAAAAAGAUGGCAUGGACGAAACGUCAAAUACUGCUAACUUUGCUUAUGGUUAUAACUGGUAGUAUCAAUUCACUAAGUACAAAAUGGGCUGAUACAAUAAAAUCCGUAGACAGGUAUGGAAAAGAAAAGUUAUUUAAUCAUCCAUUUUUCCAAGCCUGUGGUAUGUUUAUAGGAGAACUGACUUGUCUGCUGGCAUUUAAAAUCUUGUACAAAUAUUAUAGCAGAAGAGCGGAUGGUACAGAAGAUGUGAACGAAUUAACUAAAGGCAAUAGAAACUUCAAUCCGUUAAUUCUCUUCAUACCUGCUAUGUGCGACAUGACAGCGACAUCAAUUAUGUACAUAGGACUGAAUUUAACAUAUGUAUCAAGUUUUCAAAUGUUCCGAGGAUCUGUGAUAGUUUUUGUAGGGUUACUUAGUACUGCAUUUUUACAAAGGGUCUUAACCAAAAAGCAAUGGUCGGGUAUAGUUUUAAUUAUAAUUGGAUUGGCGCUGGUCGGUGCAGCCGAUUUUAUUUAUAAAGAUACAAACAGUAGUCAUGGAACAAACGACGUUAUUACAGGUGACAUGUUAAUAAUCAUAGCACAAAUUAUUCAAGCUGUUCAAAUGGUGGUAGAAGAAAAAUUUGUUUCUGGACAGGAUAUUCCACCAUUACAAGCUGUCGGUUGGGAAGGAUUUUUUGGAUUCAGCAUACUAGCCCUUCUCCAAAUACCGUUCUAUUUCAUUAGAGCCGGUCCACCGGUAACCGAAAAUUCUGGAGAUCGAUUAGAAGAUGUCAUUGAUGCUUUUGUUCAAAUGGGUCACAGUGGAAAACUUACAACUGCAAUAUUAGGUACUAUCAUAUCAAUCGCUUUCUUUAAUUUUGCUGGUAUCAGUGUUACGAAAGAACUUUCAGCUACUACCCGGAUGGUUUUGGAUAGUGUCAGAACAAUUUUCGUGUGGAUUUUCAGUAUAGCGUUCUUUCAUCAAGAUUUCCAUUGGUUGAACCUGGUUGGUUUUGUCGUACUUCUAAGUGGAAUGUGCAUUUACAAUGGAAUAACCGGAUAUCCCUUACUUUUAAAAAUAAAAAGUUGUAUUUGUAGUAGAAGAUACGGGACAGUGGACGAAGAUAUUGUAGUUAAUAGAAAUGCUCAGGAUGUUGAACAACAAUAAGCACUUACUAAUGACAUUUUAUAAAAACGAAUAUCUAUUUAGAAUGCAGUUUUGAGGAAAUUAUCACUGGUUUUAUUUAAGCUCUCAGAGAAAGGGUAUGUCACUCAAAACUGUAUUAUUUAAUUGCUUCAAUUCUCUGAUAAACAAAGGAUUUUACUAUUUUUAGAUUAAGGUUAAAACAUAUUUUUUUAAAAUUAGAGAAUUAAUUUCAAUAUUAUCCCCUUGCAAACUACAAAUGGUUGCUUACAAUUUGUCCAUCAACUGUUGAAGUAUAUGCGAAAUAGUAAAGAACAAUAAUAUGUGCAAUAGGCGCUAGUACUAGAUACUAAUACCAAUUACAUAUUCAAUUUAUAUAAUUUUUUCUAAAUAUGUUUAAAUUAAAAAAAUUAGGAAAUGUUGCAAAUGUUAUCAAAACCGAUAUUUCUAACAAUCUUCAGUUCUAUUAAAUUAUUGCCAACAAAAUUGCUCUUGUCUUCGAAACGACAUGCUAAAUGUCAAUACUUCUUUCGUAAAUUUAUGUUUUUUUGUCAACCCAAUGGACCUACUAAACAGUGUAUAUUUUUUAUGUAAGAAAGGAAGCACAAGAGAGUAAACCCUAUUACAUUUAAGUAGUUCGAGUGGUGCCUGCGUUUGAAGAUGCCUGUGGAUAUUGAUCUGGAACUUGUGUAGUUUGUAGUAUUUAGGAAAAAUGUGCCUUGGUAGCUGAAUCAAUAGGCUUGCACUUCUCCAAAGAAA